GGUUCCUACUGCGGCUGGGCACAGACUCCGCUCCCGCGUCGGCCCGCGCUCCAGCUGCGCCCGGCCCGGCCCCGGCCCGGCUCGGCCCAGCCUCGGCCUCCGCGCGAAGACGCCGCUGCCUCUGGGCCGCUCCCAGGGCCAUGAGGAGGCGGCGGCAGCCACUGCGGCCCGCGUCAAGGUGACCGGCCGGGACUGCGGCGGCGGCGAAAGCGGCGGACUGACUCUCAGGCAGGUUAUGUCACCGGCAGAGGCUGCCCUGAAGCUCCCCACGGCCUGGAGACUAUGUACAAGAAGAAUGGUCUGAUGGCUAGCGUGUCGGUCACCUCUGCCACUCCACAGGGCAGCAGCAGCUCAGACUCGCUGGAGGGCCAGAGCUGCGACUAUGCCAGCAAGAGCUACGACGCUGUCGUCUUUGAUGUCUUGAAAGUGACUCCCGAGGAGUUUGCUAGCCAGAUCACCCUCAUGGACAUCCCCGUGUUUAAAGCUAUCCAGCCGGAGGAACUAGCCAGCUGUGGAUGGAGUAAGAAGGAGAAACAUAGUCUCGCCCCCAACGUCGUGGCCUUUACCAGGAGAUUUAACCAGGUCAGUUUUUGGGUUGUACGAGAAAUUCUAACAGCACAGACUUUAAAAAUAAGGGCAGAAAUCCUGAGCCAUUUUGUGAAAAUAGCCAAGAAACUUCUAGAACUCAACAACCUUCAUUCUCUCAUGUCUGUGGUAUCAGCAUUACAAAGUGCUCCCAUCUUCAGGCUGACAAAAACCUGGGCUCUUUUGAAUAGAAAAGACAAGACCACCUUUGAGAAAUUGGACUACCUGAUGUCCAAAGAAGAUAAUUAUAAACGGACUCGGGAAUAUAUUCGGAGCCUGAAGAUGGUGCCCAGCAUUCCCUAUCUAGGGAUCUAUCUUCUGGAUUUAAUCUACAUUGAUUCUGCAUAUCCUGCCUCUGGGAGCAUCAUGGAAAAUGAACAAAGAUCCAACCAAAUGAACAACAUCCUACGAAUAAUUGCUGAUUUACAAGUUUCCUGCAGCUACGAUCACCUUACCACCCUGCCCCACGUGCAGAAGUACCUGAAGUCAGUUCGCUACAUUGAAGAGCUCCAGAAGUUUGUGGAAGAUGACAACUACAAACUGUCGCUCAGAAUUGAACCAGGAAGCAGCUCCCCGAGGCUGGUCUCCUCCAAGGAAGAUCUUGCAGGCCCCUCCGCAGGCUCCAGCUCAGCCAGGUUCCGCCGGAGGCCCACCUGUCCCGAUGCCUCUGUGGCCGGCAGCCUCCCCACACCGCCGGUCCCCAGACACAGGAAGAGUCACAGCCUGGGCAACAAUAUGAUGUGUCAGUUGAGUGUAGUUGAGAGUAAAAGUGCGACAUUCCCAUCGGAGAAAGCCAGGCACCUUCUGGACGACAGUGUCCUAGAGUCCCGCAGCCCCCGCAGGGGCCUCGCCCUCACCUCCUCCUCUGCCGUCACCAAUGGACUCUCCCUAGGCAGUAGUGAGAGCUCAGAGUUUAGUGAAGAGAUGUCUUCAGGGCUGGAAAGCAGGGGACGUCUUUAUGCCACGCUGGGCCCCAACUGGCGGGUUCCGGUUCGGAAUUCUCCCAGAACCCGGAGCUGCGUCUACAGCCCCACGGGCCCGUGCCCCUGUACCCUGGGGAGCUCCGCCACCGUGCCCACCAUGGAGGGGCCUCUGAGGAGGAAAACGCUGCUCAAGGAGGGACGGAAGCCCGCGCUGGCCUCGUGGACCAGGUACUGGGUCAUACUGUCAGGCUCCACCCUCCUCUACUACGGAGCCAAAUCCUUGCGGGGCACAGACAGAAAACAUUAUAAAUCCACACCUGGCAAGAAGGUCUCCAUUGUGGGCUGGAUGGUGCAGCUGCCUGAUGACCCUGAGCACCCGGAUAUCUUCCAGCUAAAUAAUCCUGACAAAGGCAAUGUUUACAAGUUUCAGACUGGUUCCCGAUUUCACGCGAUACUGUGGCACAAGCAUUUGGAUGAUGCAUGUAAAAGCAACAGGCCUCAGGUACCUGCCAAUCUUAUGUCAUUCGAGUAAGUCUCUGCGGGACUUGGCGUGACCGCGAAGGCUUCUGGGAGCCUGGACUGGGCCUGAUGGAGAAGAGCUGCCCUGGGCACGGGCCGCGGCCAGGGCACCGGAGCCUCCUAGCCGGAUUCCAGGGACACGGCCUGUGGCCUCACCGUCCCGGAGGGCUCUCCAGUAGGGGACCCACCCGUCAAUCCCCAGCAACUGUCAUGACUCAUCUUGCAGCGCCACCUCGCAGGGCCCUGUUGGAGCCCGAACUGCACGCCCUGGGCCCCUCUCUGGGCCUCAUCUGUCCACCAGCCGCUUCUGCCAUUGAGAGCAUUUGGCCCACGUUGGGUUCUCUGUGCUUCCUGCUGCACACGGAGUGGACAGUGCAGACUGCAAAGAGGGACCAGAGGGCAGGGGCAGCUGCGGGAAGGCGUGUUACACCCCAAGUGCACGGGGCUGUCUGCCCACAGGGCUGCCUCAGAUUUUGUACACCCCUGAAGUGUCCCCUGCGUGUGCGUGCCAUACAUGUGUGCGUACAAGCGAGUGUGAACUCUUUGAGAAACAUGCAUUUUGGCACUAGACUUGUGACAUCACACCCUUCAUUUGCUCUGAGGCCCUGCUUUUCACCUUUAGUUCCAGCCUCAUCCAACAAGAAAGGUCAGAGGAGGGCGGGAGCCCCCAUGUUAAGGGUCCCUUGCGUUCUUUUACUGUAAACAAACAAUGCCUUAAA
Messenger RNA from Perognathus longimembris pacificus (Pacific pocket mouse), 2746 nucleotides. It is a transcript of the gene Ralgps1, whose product is annotated as Ral GEF with PH domain and SH3 binding motif 1. The transcript is spliced from 20 exons. Gene Ontology annotation, biological process: positive regulation of GTPase activity; Ras protein signal transduction. Gene Ontology annotation, molecular function: guanyl-nucleotide exchange factor activity. Bases 283 to 2040 code for a protein of 585 amino acids. Lineage: Eukaryota; Metazoa; Chordata; Mammalia; Rodentia; Heteromyidae. The record is from RefSeq and is a predicted model, not a curated record. Gene Ontology annotation, cellular component: plasma membrane.